This is a messenger RNA of Camponotus floridanus (Florida carpenter ant), 4319 nucleotides long. It is a transcript of the gene l(2)gl, whose product is annotated as lethal(2) giant larvae protein homolog 1. Lineage: Eukaryota; Metazoa; Arthropoda; Insecta; Hymenoptera; Formicidae. Gene Ontology annotation, cellular component: cytoplasm; cortical actin cytoskeleton; plasma membrane. Gene Ontology annotation, molecular function: myosin II binding; GTPase activator activity; syntaxin binding. The transcript is spliced from 16 exons. The record is from RefSeq and is a predicted model, not a curated record. Gene Ontology annotation, biological process: regulation of protein secretion; establishment of spindle orientation; regulation of Notch signaling pathway. Bases 625 to 4188 code for a protein of 1187 amino acids.
GUGACACGACGGCGAGAGACGCGUUCUAGCCAGCGACGUGGAGUGAUCGCGGCCCGUCCCCGUGUCCGUUUCGAUGGUUUUACGUUCCGUUGCGGCAGCCGGCGCGCCACCAUCGUACAUCCCGGAUAUCGUGCUCGACCAGCGUAGUGUAUUCCGGCGGUGGUGUUCUCGAGAACGCGGUGCGGAUACGCGAGGCAGCGGCUGACACAUCCGCGUCCGAUCGCGAGUGAGUGAGGAAAGGGGUGAGGAGGAUCGCGAUCCGCGGGGGGAGAAGAAGGCAGAGAGAGAGAGAGAGGGAGACGAACGAAAGAGACAGAGCCACUGACGUGUGCGGGCGUGUAUCGAGAGAUACGGACGCAACGCGACACACACACACACAGACACACGCGGCAUCUCCUGGCAUCUCGGGAUAAAUAACGCGGCAGCGUAACCUCGCGCCGCCGGCAACGACGUUCAUUCAUUCAAGAAUGCGUUAAUUACGCGUGGCCGAACGCUUGAAACGUGCGUGUCGGUUGCUUCGGUUACGUUGUGACGUGCGUUACACUCGCUCCCGCCCCCCCUUUUUUUUUAAUUAUUUUCCGGAGACAGUGAAACGACGCGCCGAGGAUUAACGGCGGGUCCAAGAUGCUCAAGUUCAUCAGGGGAAAGGGCCAGCAGCCCACGGCCGAACGGCAGAAGCUGCAGAAGGAUCUCUUCGCUUUCAGAAAGACGGUGCAGCAUGGUUUUCCGAACAAGCCAACCGCUCUCGCCUGGGAUCCGAGUCUGCGGGUGAUGAUCAUCGGCACGGCAUCCGGCGCCAUCAAAGUUUUUGGAAGACCAGGUGUAGAAUUUUACGGACAACAUUCUGUCGAAAGUGGUGAGAAUGCCGUCACGAAGAUCAUCCCACUACCAAAAGAGGGUCGCCUCGUGUCUUUGUGCGAUGAUAAUUCGCUACAUUUAUGGGAAAUCAAUGAAUGUUCCAUAGUGGAAACAAAGUCAUUGUCGUUGGAGGGUAAAUUGAAGAAGAUCUCCGCGAUAUGCCUCGAAUCCUGCGGGAAACAUCUUUUAUUGGGAACAGAGGGGGGUAACAUCUAUUUGCUAAACUAUGAAACUUUCACCAUGCCGGACAAUAUUAUUUAUCAAGAUGUCGUGAUGCAAAACGUUCCGGAAGACUACAAGAAAAAUCCAGGGGCAGUUGAAGCCAUAGCCGAGCAACCAGGACAUCCAGACAAUAUUUUAAUCGGUUACAAUCGAGGCUUGAUGGUGCUAUGGAACAAAGCCACUCCGGGAGCUCAACAGCUGAUGGGUUUGUUUUCGCGUGCGCAGACAUUCGUCUCCACGCAGCAGCUGGAAUCGGUCCAUUGGAUCUCCGAGAAUCGCUUUGUCUCAUCGCACAACGACGGUUCAUAUGCAUUCUGGAGCCCGGGCAGCGACGUGAUGCCGGAGCCCACGACACUUUACGGCCCGUUCCCGUGCAAAGCCGUCACCAAGAUCCUCGUAUAUCCCACCGCUGAACACGGCGACCUCUUCCUAUUCUCCGGUGGUAUGCAACGUGCCAGUCACGGGGACCGACACACAAUUACUGUCAUGACCAAGGAUAAACACUUGGUUUUCGAUUUCACGUCCAAAAUCAUCGACUUUUUCACCGUUUUCCCCGAAGGAGAAGACGGAGGAAAUAAUGAAAACCCUGUUGAUCCGGAAGCGCUCAUAGUGUUAGCCGAGGAAGAAGUGGUAGCCAUCGAUUUGACGAAUCCUGAAUGGAAGAUGAUGCCUCUGCCUUAUUUAGUAUCUCUUCAUGCGAGUGCGGUGACCUGUUCCCAACACGUGCCCAAUGUGCCCGAAGAACUUUGGGAGGCGAUCAUAGCUGCAGGUAAAGCACAAACGGAGCAUCUUUACUCGGACAAGGCGUGGCCCAUCAACGGUGGGAAUUUCCUCUGUUCCAUAAAUCUCAACAAGUCUAAGGGCAGAGAGCUAUUGCUUACCGGGCACGAGGACGGUACUGUGAGAUUUUGGAACGCUUCCGACGUUUCUCUGACUCCACUGUACAAAUACAACUCGUCGAUUUUGUUCACCGGCGAGCACCUGGACGUUCUCGAACAACCGCCGGAAGAUGACGAGGACGAGUGGCCGCCGUUCAAGAAGGUGGGAAUCUUCGAUCCGUACUCUGACGAUCCGCGACUCGCCGUCAAGAAGGUUGUUCUUUGUCCAUUAUCCUCGACCUUGGUGGUUGCCGGCACGGCCGGUCACAUUAUCGCCGCCACCAUCUCUUCGGAGCCGGUCAACAAGGAAAUAAAAGCCGUUACAAUGAACAUCGUCAACGAUCGUGACGGAUUCGUGUGGAAAGGUCACGAUCAUCUGCCGCCGAGAACGACAAGUAUAUCGUUCGCGGUUGGAUUUCAACCACAGAGUCUUCUCCAGUUGUAUCCACCAGCAGCCGUCACGGCAUUAGCGUUGCACAGCGAAUGGGGUUUGCUCGCCGCUGGUACCGCACACGGGCUCGCGGUCUUCGAUUAUACUAGAACAAAGCCCGUCAGUGUCAAGUGCACGCUUAAUCCAAACGAUCUUUCUGGUGCGGGUGACACUCCUAUUUCUCGGCGAAAGUCAUUCAAAAAGUCUCUUAGGGAGUCCUUCAGAAGAUUGAGAAAAGGACGUUCGCAACGUCGAACGAACGCUAAUAGUCCUACGCGAAAUACAGUUAUAGAAAAGAAGAAAGAAAGCACCAGCGUUACUUCUUCACCGAGCGGAGAUUUAUCGCCGGCGGUGGAAUUAAAGCCAGUGGAGAGACAAGUGGAAGCGAGACCUGUUGACGAUGCUCUAGGCUCUAUGGUUCGAUGCCUGUAUUUUGCCCGAAGUUAUAUUAUUAGCUUGCAAAAUACAACACCUACACUUUGGGCGGGCACUAACAACGGCACAGUUUACGUCUUCACGUUGGCUAUACCAGCUGGUGCGAGAAGAACGGAAGAGGACGUCAACUGUACACUCGGUAAGGAGAUACAAUUGAAGCAUCGUGCGCCUGUAAUCGCGAUCACGAUCCUUGACGGAUCCAGCGUGCCAUUACCGGAAUCCUACGAGGCGGAGAAGAACAUGGUGCCUGCGCCCGAUAUGACUUCCCCACACAGAGUUGUAAUCGCCAGCGAGGAACAGUUCAAGAUCUUCAAUCUUCCAUCCCUGAAGCCGCACUGCAAAUACAAGUUGACCGCUCACGAAGGGUCUAGAGUGCGAAAGACAGGAUUCGCCAAGUUCUCGUGUCCUGUCGAGCCAGAGGGAAUUCACGAAGAGACUUGCUUACUCUGCUUGACGAAUCUUGGUGAUUGUCUGGUGCUGAGUAUACCAGAACUGAAGAGACAAUUAAACGCCGCUGCGAUUAAGAGAGAGGACAUUAACGGUAUUUCUUCCUUAAUAUUCACGAAAGCCGGAGAAGCGUUGUAUCUUCAUUCGAGUUCGGAACUCCAACGAAUUUCACUGUCAGCUGGAAAAGUAACGAAGGCGCAUUGCGUGCUCAAUUUACCACCGCGCGCUAGGUCGUUGACAGAAAGGACAGAAAACGCUAACGAAGUCGCACAGGAACAAGGUGUCGUCGAGGGCGCGCCUGAAACCGAAGGAGAGACGCAAGAGAGUCAACCAUCGAAUCGAGUCAUCACGGAAAAUGGCAUAGUGGGUGCCACUGGGGAAGAAGAAUCUCCGAAGGAACCAUCGCUGCGAGCGGCCACGAGUAGUAUAGACGUAAAUGGAGAAGACGAUCGUCAGGAUUUAAGUUCUAUCGGAGACAUUACAAUCGACAGUGUUAAAGAUCAUUUACUUAACAGUUCACUUUUCAGAAACGCAACGUCUUCCGAAGACCUUCACAAUCGUUUGGCAGGACUUAAGAUGGAGGUCACUUCACGAACUUCCGAGGUAUCUACGCAGAAUCAAUCAUUAGUGGUGAAAACCACCACUGUGGUUACUCAAACUACAAAUAGCACGACUGCCAAUGGCGAAGUCGAGACGAAUCAAGCCAAUGAAACGCAGCACGUUAACAGCACUACGGUAGAACGAGAGAUACGCAGCGGUAUCGAGACAACCACAACACACGCCACCAUCACUCUACCCCCGAAUGUCGAGAUUAGUGCUGCGGAUCUGGCCAACUUGGAAGUCACUACGACUACAGUGACUACUACUACAGAAAGGUCCAAGGCACCAUUAGCUAGGCCAGAGGAAGUUGGUUCGUAGGCCUGUUCCAUAUCCAUUUCAUAUGAAGCUGAUCAUGCAUCGCGAUUUUGCGCUCCGUUUACAGAGCCAUCAGUAAUUCUUAUCCAACCAAUGUGUAUACAGCGGCGACUAUAGAUAGGAUUUAUAUAUCA